CAAGCAAACUACUCCUCCACCACCAUUAUAUCCCUCUCCAUUCAUCUGCUCCACCUUUUCAACUAAGACAAUUUACUAGCAUCUCUUCUUUUUUUAACUAAAAAAUGGCACAUAAUACCUAAAUUCAUUCUCUUCCCACCAUCAUAAAAACCCUCACUAUCCCCUCUUUACUCAUCAAACACUUGUGCAACUUACCAUUCCUGCUUCAAUUUUCUACGCUUUCUCCAAGCAAUUCAGCCCACUACCACCCACAAAAUGCACCAAUCUAUUUUCUCAUUUUCACUUCUCCUUUUCUUCCUCCACUGCACCAACACACUCUCCCAGUCACCAGCCUCUGCACCAGUAGCCCCUCCAGCCCAACCACCAUCACACCAUCCAUCCCACCGCCCACACAGCUCGCCGCCGCCUGCGCCAACAGACGUCAUGCAAAUCCUCCUAAAGGCAGGCCACUUCAUAACCUUUGUUCGCCUUAUAAAGGCCACCCAUGUAGAUUUUCAGUUAACUUCCCAACUCAACAGCUCAACCGACGGUAUCACCAUCUUUGCUCCGACGGAUACUGCAUUUACAAAACUUAAAGCUGGCGCUCUGGACUCUCUAAACGACAGAGAAAAGUUGUCGUUUGUGCAGUUUCAUAUAUUGCCAAGAUCUCUCUCGACUUCUGACUUCCAAACUCUGAGCAACCCAAUAAAGACACUUGCAGGAUCCGAUGAUCGUUUCCCAAUGAACAUAUCCACCACCGAUAGUUCAGUGACUAUAAGCACAGGACUCACAAAAACAAGCAUAGUUAACACUGUAUACACAGAUAAACAAGUUGCUAUUUAUGAGAUUGACAAAGUUCUACUUCCUAAACGGCUUUUUCCUCCGGCAGCAGCUCCGGCACCAGCCAAGCCAGCAGAGAGUCCGGAAGUUAAUACUAAAGAUGCUUCUGAUGCAAUGAGCUCUGUUUUCCAUUAUAAUGGGGUGGUGGUUCUUGGAGCUGGCUUAGCUUCUGCAACGUUAUUUUUUUGACACUCGAAGAUUUGUGGGGUGGGAGAGAGACUCUGAGAUUUUCUCUUGGUUUAUUAUAUUGAGCAAUGGUGAUCUUCAAGGAGAUCAUUAUUUUAAAGAUAUUAUCCCAUGGUCACAGUGUGGAUGAAAUUAUUGG
Molecule: messenger RNA, 1144 nt
Organism: Manihot esculenta (cassava)
Lineage: Eukaryota; Viridiplantae; Streptophyta; Magnoliopsida; Malpighiales; Euphorbiaceae
Product: fasciclin-like arabinogalactan protein 12
Exons: 2
Coding region: 256-1008 (250 amino acids)
Source: RefSeq, a predicted model, not a curated record